AUGAGCCCCCUUCCAGACAUGGGCUGGCAGGAGAACCACGUCGUCCCCAAGCCCACCGACCGCGAGGAGCUCGUCCUCGAGGCCUGGGCCCAGGGCUACCUCGUCGGCUCCCUCAUCAUCAUGGCCUUCAUCACCCUCGCAAACAUGCGCAGAGGCGUCUUGUUGCACAAGCUCAUUCUCGGCUUAUGGCAAGGCUUCUGGUUAUUCUUCCCCACCCCUGUUCACGCCUGGUGGCUCUCGGUUGCCGCCAUCUUCCUUAAUGCUUCAUGGUCGCUGCACAAUGUCAUUGCCUGGAUGAAGAUCAAGCCAUUUUUCUCAAAACCCACCAGCUACAUCUUCAUUGGCACCAUCAUUCUUGCCCAGCCAUACUGGAUCCUCGAGAUUUACGCAAACUUUGCCUACUUCCACGGCGUCAACAGGCUCUUUCUCAGCACCAGGCCCUAUGAGGCUCUCUGCCGCGAUCCAUGGUGGAUUUUGACCACCGUCUACCUCUUCUGGGUCAUCAAGACACAGUAUGAGCUCAGCAUCAAGGAAAUCAUACGCAUCUCUCCGCGCUUCGGUAUCAUGCUUUUCUCCAUGGUUCUCAGCAUCAUCUUCAUCAUCAUGGACAUAUUGUCUGUCACCGGCGCGCUUUCUCUCCCCGGCCCUACCGGAAUCAAUCCUUUCUGGAAAUUCGCCUUCGUCUUCAAGUGCUUGACCGACUCGGUAGUUCUUGACGAUUUCAAGGUCGCCCUGGACCGUCUCCGCGCUUUCCGAAUUAGCCGAUUAGGCAGUUUCUCUGGAGACAUGAGCGACAGCCGCAGCCGCAACGGCAACAACCUCGUCGCCACCUGGGAAGAGAUGGAGAGGGAGGCAAAUGCUCUACAAAAUGUCCGCAGCCCCGAUGGCGACUAUAUUCAUCCCAGCAAUUUCCCCUUCAAGCCCAAGCGCGCUCGCAGGCCACACAAGGACUCGGUCAUGUUUCCAAACCAACCCGACUACCGCGACUGCAACGCCGGCCUAGACCCCGAGGACAUUGUACCCAGUGCGCUAGUCGAUGAGCCUACUGGGCCACUAGACAACGGACAUCCCGGAAGCAAGAAACAGCAUCACUUCAUCGACGACAUGUAUGGCCCUGAUGAAAGACACAGGGUCGCCGAAAACGACUACGCAGAAGCAAUGAGAGAUAUGCAUCGCGACAGUCUACUCACACCCGCACCAGCCCCUGAGUCUCCGCGGAAAUUCGGGCCUCAUGGUUGA
Bipolaris oryzae ATCC 44560 is the source of this 1239-nucleotide messenger RNA. RefSeq lists its product as uncharacterized. Bases 1 to 1239 code for a protein of 412 amino acids. The record is from RefSeq and is a predicted model, not a curated record. The transcript has 2 exons. NCBI's taxonomy places the organism in Eukaryota, Fungi, Ascomycota, Dothideomycetes, Pleosporales, Pleosporaceae.